AUGGCAAGCCACAAGUCGGUGGAUGCGUAUACAAAGCGCGCUAUCCGUCUCAUGGUGACUGUGUUUUUCCUGGUAGUACUCUUCGUUCCUAGUAUGGUCAAUAGCAGCAUUUCUUCUUCAUCGCCUUCGACCUCGUCUAUUCAGUAUUGUUCUUUCUUCAGCAACAGAGCGCCAUCGCCCCAACCGGGCCUUAAAAACUGUACCUGGUUUAAAAGCAACAGUUGUUGCUUGCAAGAGGAAAUUUCCGCCACUUUCGGACGGGUGAAACCUUUACCUGGUGCCGACAAGAAUUGCCAGAAUUUCCUGAAUUACCUGAUGUGUUAUAUUUGUGCCCCAGACCAGAACACUUUCUACCUGAGGGAAAGACUGACAGUAUGUAGAGAGUUUUGUAACAAUUUCUACGAGGCAUGUCGCACGGCAGUCCUCAAAGGAUCCAUCAUCGGAGAUUUAUAUUCAAAUGGCAGUCAGUUCUGCCUGAGUCGUAGUUUUAAGGUCGACGAUGCCGCUAAUGGUUACUGUUUUAACCACGCGAUUCAAGAAAAAACCAGCGAGACUGUUGAAGCGGAAAAAAAAGAAAGGUAUAUUCAAUUUACAGUUGUCUUUUUUCUAUUUUUUUCUUUUUCAUAA
Molecule: messenger RNA, 627 nt
Organism: Acanthosepion pharaonis
Lineage: Eukaryota; Metazoa; Mollusca; Cephalopoda; Sepiida; Sepiidae
Source: the annotation of a GenBank genome assembly